AAAUACUUUGCAAAUGUAAACCAAUUGUGACGUUUACUGACCCCCCCUUCCCCUCCUUAGUGGAGCCUUCCCUCCUCCUCCCUUUUUAUCCCAGAAUGCAUUGCGCUGGCUCGCCUUAAUCAUGGACCAAAGCGACAAUGAUCUUCAAGGAAGCGACGGCUCUGGGAGUCUUGGUGGUCCAGAUGUUCGCAGGCGCAUCCCAAUCAAACUCAUAUCCAAGCAGCCCUUAAGGAUCAAACCCCCGCCCCGUGUCCAGAGACCCGGCAACAGGCCCCUCAAAAGCGAUUCUGUGGUUGAUGAUAACUUUGGCUUUAAGCCAGACGCCAGGUUUGAUUGUGGGGCUAAAGCUGGAGAUGUGUCUGUUGUCCAGAGGAGAUACCCACAGCCACUCUUCUGGGAUUAUAAGUUGAAUUUAAUCGGAGAACGAGAUGAAGUCCCAAUUCACUUCUGUGACAAAUGUGGGCUCCCUAUCCACCUGUACGGCCGGAUGAUUCCCUGCAAACAUGUCUUCUGCUACGAGUGUGCUUUGCUGCAUGAGAAGAAAGGAGACAAGAUGUGUCCCGGUCUGACCAUGUACAGCUGCACGGACGCAGUGCAGCGCAUCGAGCAGUGCCAGCGUGGUUCUCUCUACAUGUGCAGCAUCGUGUCAGGAUGCAAGCGCACUUACCUGUCUCAGCGGGACCUGCAGGCCCACGUCAACCAUCGGCACCUGAGGGCCGCCAAGUCGUCCUCCGGCCGCCAGGACCCCAUGCACAUGCCCCCCUCUUCCGACAUCCCCGAGAGGUUCCGAGUUCCUCCACCGCAUAUGACCAAAAACCAUGUCCACCUCCCCAACCCGCUGCAGCACGGCGGCCACGACCCUUAUGGUCAGCCGCCGCCUCCUCACGACGGCCCUCCUCCCGCCCACGGCCCCGAGACUUACCGCAUUGCCACGGUGACCACACGCAAACACAGCAAUCUCAUCACCGUGCCCAUCCAGGACGAUUCCAGGGAGCCGAUGCCGGGCCCGGGUCAACCCCCACAUCACCGGCCGGGUGACUAUCCUGGCCAGCCGCCUGUUGUGUCCCACGCUCACCACAUGAUGGCGCCACCCCAGCAGCACUUUGGUCCCCCUCCUCCACCACCACCCAUUAGCCACCCCAUGCAGCACCCUCCCCAGCACCCUCCCCAGGUGUACAACCAGGCCCCACCUCCUUCCAUGUCUACAGCCCCACCUCCGAUCACCCCACCACCCGGGCACAUCAUGGGUCAGAUGCCCCCAUACAUGAACCACCCUCCCCCAGGACCUCCACCGCAACACAGCGGACCCCCAGUAAACGCCCCCCCGCCUCAUCACUACAAUCCCAACUCCAUGCAGCAGUUCCCCGAAGACCAGGGCACUCUGAGCCCACCUUUCAACCAACCCGGGGGUCUCAGUCCUGGAAUGUGGCCCGCACCAAGAGGGCCGCCGCCGCCUCGGAUGCAGGGGCCACCUCCCGGGCCCGGACCACACCACCCAGAUCAAGGGCGCUACCGACCUUACUAUCAAUAACGUGAUGGAUGGUGUUCAUACCACUCGUAUUAAGAAAUGUGAUGCUAGACCUCAGGGUUACAGGAUGUAGGACUUUUAUUCUGGUCAAACUGCCACGAGAGUGCGCUGCAUUUGAGUUACUUGAAAAGAGCAGGAACAUCCCCAGAUCCCUUUUAAAAAAAUAAUUGCUUACCGUGCAUUUUCUGUAUGCCAUCUGAUCUUGGUACUUAACUUUGAAAGGUGUUUAGCAUUAACAAUUCAUCAUCGAUAGAAAUGCCAAUGACUUAUUUUUCAAAGAAAAUAAGCAUUCCAAGAAAACUGAGAUUACUGUUGAUAUCCAAGCUUGUGUUGCAGAGAUUUUUGUCAGAUUUGAUUUUAAGUGAAUUUCAGGAAUAAACUCGUGGUUGGCAACUAAAA
Messenger RNA from Nerophis ophidion (straightnose pipefish), 1927 nucleotides. Its product is annotated as E3 ubiquitin-protein ligase Hakai-like. NCBI's taxonomy places the organism in Eukaryota, Metazoa, Chordata, Actinopteri, Syngnathiformes, Syngnathidae. Gene Ontology annotation, molecular function: ubiquitin protein ligase activity. Gene Ontology annotation, biological process: regulation of cell adhesion; protein ubiquitination. Bases 122 to 1531 code for a protein of 469 amino acids. The record is from RefSeq and is a predicted model, not a curated record. The transcript has 6 exons.